Messenger RNA from Clonostachys rhizophaga, 1182 nucleotides. The record is from the annotation of a GenBank genome assembly. Lineage: Eukaryota; Fungi; Ascomycota; Sordariomycetes; Hypocreales; Bionectriaceae.
AUAUCUCCUACUGUGCGGUUACCUCCUGAUCUCGACCCAGAAUACUCCGAUUUAGACUCAGAAUAUUCAGAUAAGUCUGAUAUUGAUAGUGUUUUUGACAACGAUAGUCAUAAGGGCUCCGAGUGUAGGAGCGAUAAGACUAUCUCAGAAGAGUCUCCCGAUAACGACGAAGUGGACUUUAAAGACGCUGACUUUGAUGAGAGCUAUUACGACGGUCAAGAUUACAGCCCAGGCAGUGAUAUUCUCUUGAAUGUAAUAGAAGAUACAUGGAAAGAGUUCUGCAAGGUUGUUGACCGCGACCCUAAAGCAAGUUAUAUAUCCCUUUCUAUUGGGAUAUUAUGUAAUUUCUUUAACUGGCGCUUAAAUCAAAAAGUCAAUAAAGAUGGCAGAAAGCUCUGUAGAAUAAAGAAGAAAAGUUCCUUAAGUAUAUACUGGAAAGUGUUCCAGCUAUACGUUAAAAGGGCUACCGGCGAUAAGAUUGACCCAAAAUUGAACCGGAAGAUAUACAGAGCUCUUAGAGACCUAGCUAAAAAGCAUGGGCUGAGCGAUGAGAAGCGGGUGAACCGCUAUAUAACUAUUGAAGAUCUGUCGGAGCAGGUUCAGAUAAUACUAAGUACAACCGAAAAAUCUUUUCAGCUAGGAGAGAUUCGAAUUCUCACAGUUUUAUUUCUCCUUUUACUUACGCCUGCUGGCGCUCACCCUGUAUCUAUUUUACGACUUCGAUUCGGUAAUAUUCGUAUAGUGUUAGCACGGGAUCCUGAAGGUGGUGCAUAUAAUAUCCUUACUCGUUUCACCUUGGCUUUUACAAAGACAUAUCUUGGAGUUAAAGAUAUUAAGACCUUUACAGUUCCUGAGAACUUCUUUGAUCCUUCACUAUUCCUCAGCCCUCAUAUCUACCUUUUAGGUAUCCUGUUUCGCCAUCAGGUUUUCAAGGCUCCAAGCCUUAUCUCCCCCGAUAAACUAGAUAUUCUCGAUAUUCACGAAGGAGAAAAGGAGCUACCACUACCUUUGAAGAAAGAGUUCGAUAACUGUCUGGUAUUCCGCCGCGCUAUCAAGACCCUUACUGGGUAUAAUAUCUCUAUGGACGCACCUAUCACUCUGUGCUAUGCCGCAGCUAAUGGGUUUGACCAAAGUAGUUCGUUUUUCUACCAACUCCCAGAUAGUCCCAAGAUCUUCUGUCGC